UAUGAAAUGUUAUACGGUGUGUAAAACGAUUGGAAAGCGAAAUAGGAGAGCGGUCGUGCCGUAUCCUGCUAAGCGCACAAACCUCCCGAUCGUUUAUUUGUUCCUCAGUGAUUAGAGCGACGAAGUAACCUGAGAAUCUUCCACCGAAAGGUUGAAGUGAACCGCCCGCUCCUCGACUAGAGUGUCCAUUUCGUGCAAAUGAAAUCUAUCGAACGUGCAUCGCGCCACCAGCGGAUCCAUAAUUAUCGAUACUCGAGUGGUGGUACAGUGGCGCGUGUGGAUGGCAGUGAUAAUGAUAGGCGGUGAUGUUGUUGAAGUGACGCCCACUUGUGCUACAUACUGCUAACAAUUACAGGGACAAGAAUAGCAUAAUAUCUCGUUUCACUAUACGUCAAUGGCCAUUCAAAUGCCCUACCAAUGCACAGUGUAGAGUGCUGUAUGAAUUGAAACAUUAUUGAAGCGCGUGAAACGUAGCGCAACAGAAAAAGGCAGCAGUGUUUUAAGAAUUCCACAGGAUAGAUAAUUACUUUUUAUAUAUUAAUGCCAUCAUCAUAACAACAAGACACAAUGAAUAGCAGCAUAUCCUUCGGUGCGUCGUUGCUGGUGCUCGUGCUGGUGACACUGCUCGCACUGACCACGCCAACCGACGCCAGGAAGUGUCCCAAGGACUGCCACUGUGAUCUUGAUCAAAAGGGACGAUACAGGGCCAUCUGCAGCAAAGUGGAAUGGAUAGCACCACCGACGACAGAGUUCGAUCAGGAGCUGGAGGUGCUCAUCAUCAACAACGCGCGCCAUCCGCUGGUCGUCGGACCGACGUUCCAGUUCUUCACCAAGCUCGAGGUGCUGCGAGUCGUCGAUUCCAAUGUGCCCUCGAUCGGUGAUCGCUCGUUCUGGGGUUUGGUGCGGCUGAAAACGAUCGAUCUGUCACGCAACAACAUCACCCAGCUUUCGAUGGAGAAUUUCCGCGGCCAGGACAAUCUCAUCGAGCUCGAUCUGUCGCGCAAUCGGUUGGAGCGAGUGGCGAGCGGUACAUUUGUCCAUUUGAAGGAAUUGAAAACACUGCACAUGAUAGACAGCUCGAUCAACGAGCUCAACACGCGACUCUUCCUGCAUCUGGCAAAGCUGAAGUACCUCGAUCUCAGCAUGAACUCCAUCGAGGAUCUGGCACCCGAAGUGUUCAAAGAUGUACAGGAUUUAAAGGUGUUUAAAGUGCGUGGAUGCCGACUGUCCAACGUGAACCCGCAGAUCUACAACAUCCUUUCCCACCUAACCGAGCUGGAUCUGGGCCAGAAUCAGUUCAAAUUCCUAGAUAAGGAAGAAUUCAAGGACCUUCGCCAUCUGCGGAAGCUGCGCCUCGACGGCAACCAGCUGUCGGUGAUCGUGGACGAGCUGUUCCUCCACCAGAAGGGUCUAACCUUCCUCGACAUCUCUCGGAACCGGCUGGCCAAGAUAGCGGACCGAGCGUUCGAGAAUCUCGUCAACCUGACCUUUCUCGACGUCUCCUACAACAAACUGUCCCACAUCGAGCCGGUGUGCUUGCGGCCCUUGCGCAACCUGCAGACGCUCAACAUCAGCGGCAAUCUGGCGCUCGAUUUGACCGAGAUGGAGGACACGAUACAGACCGUAAAGGACAUUUCCUCGCUCGUCGUUGCCGACCUCGGUUCGCUUCCGCUGAACCUGUUCACCCCGUUCAAGCGGCUAACCGCACUGAAUCUGUCCGGGAAUCACAUCGAUAACAUCACCAUACAAAUCAUCGAACCAUUGGCCCAGCUGGAGUUUCUCGAUCUAUCCCGGAAUCAGCUGAACGGGAUCCCGGAACGGUACGCCGCCCAGUUGUCGCGCAUCGCGGACGUCAAGCUGGAGGGCAACCCACUGAUCUGCGACUGGUGCCACAUGGGACCGCUCAUCAUGAAGGCUAAAAAGCUUCCGGAGGGAUUACCCUGGCAGGAGGUGCCUCGAUGCUUUCUACCGGAGCGUUUGCGUGAGGUGCGGAUCGAUGGGCUCGACCAAGAUGGCGUCGAGGAUUGUAUGGAGGUGAUCGUGGACGAGGAUCACGAUGCGGCCAGCACGUCACACAACUUCCUCGAGCAAGCAGGUAGUGUGAGUAUACUGGCGUUCUUUGGAUUGAUCGUCCUAAUCCUGCUGACCACCAUCGUCGUAUCGACGGCGCUCUGCCUCUCGAGGCACCGGGCACGGUACUACACCCACGAAGACAAACGAGAUGCCAUCCUGGAGAAGCACACGGAAACGCCGGUGUUGACGUCCGGGAGUGAGAUCAACUUUAAGUUCCCGUACAACGAGCGUGUCUGCACGAUCGACGAGAUGUGCCUGCCGGCACCACCGCCACCACCCGGCAAGCUGGCCCCUGCCGUCAUCGAGCGAUUCGAUUAACGAACGGAGCCGGCGGCAGUCCGGCACGGUGCGGACGGGCUGCUGCUAACGCCCGGCAAAGCUCACCCGAGGCGACCAUCGUCAUCGGCGGCCGUCGUCGUCGAGGCGGUAGCGCUGGUCGAGCUGAACGGUGAACCGGACAAACAACAGCCCGGCCAGGACACAGCCACCACGGAUACGACGACCAAGGCUGCCACCGUCACCAUCAGCAGCAUAUCGGGCGCUGGUUCGGUGGUAAGCACCGGUGUCCAGCCCUUCACCCCGAAAAGUAUCCUUAGGAAGAAGACCUAAGACCCCAUACGGAACACAUACAAACACCCCGUGGCUCGCCACGGUACGCAGUGUAAAUAGUUUUGAACGGAUCGGGCCCCGAAUGCGGUGUCCUUUCCGUGAUCGAAUUUUAACUCGUAAGAAUCUAAUUAACGGUGUACAGUGUGUGCCGACAGCGCCCCGCGGAGUUUUGGGCCAGCGUGGCCUCACCGCGCGAUCUGUAAAUACACUUCUCCCAUCCCCUCACUCUCUUCCACAUCAUACAACCAAUUUGCCACCGAGUGCCACCUCGAACCACGGCGCCACUGCUCGCACCGCCACCAUGACAUGGGAGAAA
Messenger RNA from Anopheles aquasalis, 2998 nucleotides. RefSeq names its product leucine-rich repeat domain-containing protein reduced ocelli (gene rdo). Lineage: Eukaryota; Metazoa; Arthropoda; Insecta; Diptera; Culicidae. Gene Ontology annotation, molecular function: protein binding. The record is from RefSeq and is a predicted model, not a curated record.